Molecule: messenger RNA, 1896 nt
Organism: Meleagris gallopavo (turkey)
Lineage: Eukaryota; Metazoa; Chordata; Aves; Galliformes; Phasianidae
Gene: ZBTB8A
Product: zinc finger and BTB domain containing 8A
Biological process (GO): regulation of transcription by RNA polymerase II
Molecular function (GO): protein binding; RNA polymerase II cis-regulatory region sequence-specific DNA binding; DNA-binding transcription factor activity, RNA polymerase II-specific
Source: RefSeq, a predicted model, not a curated record
GGGCCGCGCGGCUCCGGCCCGUUUCUCACCUCCUGCAUCCUCGGGUUGCGAUUCCUCCCAAUUGGAGCCCUGACGUCGCUGCCAAAUAACGGGGACGGCCUUAGUUGGACUCAUUCCAUCCUUUUCGAACUGAAAUGCGUGGUCGUGGAUAUAUGGAUAUUAGGGACACCGCAGCUGUUCUGGAAUGGAGAUUUCGUCCCACCAGUUUCACCUCCUGCAGCAGCUCAAUGAGCAGCGCAGACAGGACUUGUUCUGCGACUGCAGCAUCCUGGUGGAGGGGAAGGUGUUCAAAGCACACCGAAAUGUGCUGUUUGCCAGCAGCGGGUACUUCAAGAUGCUCCUUUCGCAGAGCUCCAAGGAAAUGACUCAGCCCACGACAGCCACUUUCCAGGCAUUUUCUCCUGACACUUUUACAGUUAUUCUGGAUUUUGUGUAUUCGGGCAAACUGUCUCUCACCGGUCAGAACGUCAUCGAAGUGAUGUCAGCUGCCAGCUACCUUCAGAUGACCGACGUCAUCAGUGUGUGCAAAACGUUCAUUAAGUCGUCGCUGGACAUCAGUGAGAAGGAGAAGGAUCGCUACUUCAGCCUUUCGGACAAGGAGGUGAAUUCCAAUGGCGGGGAGCAGCCGUGCCCGUACGGCGCGGGCUGGAGGGCAGAAAGCCCCUCGCAUUCGCACUCGAAUCCAGAGCAGGGGACGUGCGUGAGGGGAAACACUUGGAGCAAUUUCAACUACUAUCCAGCUCCUCAAAGGAACGCGCAGCAGCAGCCGUCCAAACAUGAGCAAAGGCAGGAUUCCAUAAAGAAAUCCCGGCACCUGGGACUGCAGCAGCCUUCUGACAUUCCUCACUAUAAGUCGAGCAAACUCGAGGACCGGGCUGCUGAGCCUGCCGGCCACAUUUCCCAAUCUGAGGACCAGGUCCAGAUUGAGCCAGAAGUGGAAUCUCCUCACGUGGGGUAUCCGUACAGCCAGGGCUCUGACGUGCUCUCCAGGAGUUUGGCCGUGCCGCAGCAGGAGCGCGACUCGCCCCGACCUUCCAGCAAAUCCAGGUCUCCCAAAGCAGACGAGCAGUACCCCGGCAUGCCCUCCAUUGUGGGUGUGAUGGGCGGCUGGGCUGAAGAUGAUCUGCCCAGGAUGAGGUUCAAGUGCCCGUUCUGCACUCACAUGGUGAAAAGAAAGGCCGACCUGAAGCGUCACCUGCGGUGCCACACAGGAGAGCGGCCGUACCCCUGCGAGGCGUGUGGGAAGCGGUUCAGCAGGCUGGAUCACCUCAGCAGCCACUUCCGCACAAUUCAUCAGGCUUGUAAGCUCAUCUGCAGGAAGUGUAAACGCCACGUGACGGAGCUGACGGGGCAGGUGGUGCAGGAGGGGACGAGGCGCUACAGGCUCUGCAAUGAGUGCCUGGCUGAGGCCGGCAUCGACAGCAUUCGCAUUGACUUGGAGGCUGAAGCACCCCUUGAAUUUCCUCCAGAUGGGGACAAGGAUUCCAGGUGGCACUACGGGGAAGACAACAAAUCUGAUGUGGAGAUCGUGGAGGAUGGGUCAUCCGAUCUGGUCAUCCAGCAGGUUGAUGACAGUGAGGAUGAAGCAGAGGAGAAGGAAGUAAAACCAAAUAUUAGGUCCAGAUUUGCAUGUGUUCAUGGACAUGUCAUUGAGUCCAUCCUGAGUUUCGCUAUCAACAUUCCCAUACUUUGCUUCAUUAGAAAUAAUCCACUCCUGAGUGGAGUAACGGCUGAACACAGAAGCUGAAGUACUACAAGAUAAGUUUUACAGCAGACAGUGAGUCUCUUCUCAAAACCUCUUUCGAAGAGGUAAGGUCUGAUACUCAAAAAAGUUGCACACCGAUGUAAAUUACUCUUCAGCAUUCAGAAAUAAAGAUAAUUUUCCAUGAAAUUUCA